Messenger RNA from Coregonus sp. 'balchen', 8560 nucleotides. Lineage: Eukaryota; Metazoa; Chordata; Actinopteri; Salmoniformes; Salmonidae. The record is from the annotation of a GenBank genome assembly.
CAACCGAAUGUUGACUGUCAUUUCCGUUUUCACAGCAGCACACAUCACCAUAAACAACAUAGCUAGGAUUAUACAUAUAGUAAUAGUUGAUCACAAAGUCGUUGUUUUACUUGAGAGUGAGACCAACUUAUUUCAACAUGCCGGAACGAGAACGAGGAGAACGAGAGAGUAAGUUUAAUUUAUUUGGCAUUGUGUGUGCUAACGUCAACUAGCUAACGUUAGCCAGUUAGCUAGUCAACUAACAAAGAUAGCUAGCUACUACUGAUAACUUUCCCCAUUUGUCUGUGCAGCUAACGUUACUGAAUAUUACGUUUAGACGUUGCAUUAUCAAUGUUAACUGUAUAUAGUUAUAUGGAUUAAUAUUUCCUGGCUCAAAAGACAACCUUAGCUAGCUAACUAGAUAGGGUGUUUGUUAGCUAGCAAGCUAUGCUAGGUAGUUAGCUACUGUUAAAUAGCCUAAUGUCUGAGUAGCCACUGUUUGCCCAUCUUGCAAAGAAAAAGUAACCUCUCUCAAUUACCUCCUAUCUGCUCAAUGUAUCUAUUUCGGUAGCCAUUUAUGAACUCUUAGCUAAUUGGUGUUUUACUGCAGUGGCGUCAACCACGUAUUAAUUAUUUAGUAGCAAGUCAUAUUAACUAGUCAUUCGAUGCAGUCGAAGUGAAGCGCGCACCAAUUGACACAGUUGCCAGUUCUCACCGGAAAGAUGGCGUCCACAGGUAGUAACGUUAACGUCGUCUUUCUUUCUUUUACAGCCGAGUCGUUCUCCAACCCUCUGGCUCCGGAUGGCCACGAGGUGGAGGACCACCGGUCAGCACUUCAGUAAGUGAGGCUUUUGUUGCCGUUUACAAUAUUUGCAUAACAACACAUUUGUUCACCACAUCAGCUUUUGGAUCAUGAGAACAGAGGACCCAGUGUGAUGACACCUAUUGAAUAUGUCUGAGAUAUGUUUCGAUUGUUUCAUCGUACAUUUUGAACGAGUAUGAAUGGUCUGAAAGUCUUCCAAGACUACUUUAGACUACACAUACUGUGUGGCUUAACCUCUGCAUUUUUUCCUCUUCAGGUCCAAGCUGACAAAUGAGGACUUCCGUAAACUUUUGAUGACCCCUCGUGCCACGCCCUCAUCAGCUCCCCCAUCCUCCAAAUCCUCCAGACAUCAUGAGUGAGUGAUGGAUUUACAGUGCCAUAGAGUAGUCCAUUGGAUCAUGAAUAGAUGAUUUGGGUAUAGUUAAAAAUCCAAUUACAAACAGUCUUGAAUCAACACAUACAGAACUGAAUGAGCUUUUUUACAGGAUGCCCCGGGACUACAGCGAAGAGGAUGAUCCUGCAGCCCGUAGACGGAAGAAGAAAAGGUGGUGCUUUCAUUAAGGGUGGCAGUCUAGAAUAACUGUUUCUCUUAUAAUUUGAUUAAACUGAAUGUUUGUUGUCAUAUUACCUGAGGUCUCUCAGCUGUCACCCACUGACCUUUGCCCUCUGCUACCCCUAUCAGUUAUUACGCCAAGCUGCGUCAGCAGGAAGUGGAGAGGGAGCGGGAGCUAGCUGAGAAGUACCGUGACCGUGCCCGGGAGCGUCGUGAUGGCGUCAACAAGGACUACGAGGAGACAGAGCUCAUCAGCACAACAGCCAAUUAUAGAGCAGUGGGGCCCACAGCAGAGGCGUGAGUUUCCCCAGUCAGACCACCAUGUGACCAUAAUGCUACUGUCUACUCCCUACCCUUUGUGGUGGUGUAUCGACGUGUUCUGUAUGGAUGUCCAUGGUGAUGUAUUGUUGUGUCGACAGGGAUAAUUCGGCAGCUGAGAAGAGGCGGCAGAUGAUCCAAGAGUCUAAGUUCUUGGGUGGUGACAUGGAGCACACUCACUUGGUGAAAGGGUUGGAUUUUGCCCUGUUGCAGAAGGUCCGUCUACUGUCCUUUUUCAUGAUGCUAAGUUCAUUAAUAUACAGAAGCUGCCCGCCCAGAUUCUUUGUCUUUGCCAUUAGAAUAGCGUUUCAAGUUCCGGGGGCUGGUCUAGUGGUAGUUCUGCUGCCCCCGGACCAAUAUGCCUGUAAGGGCAGUGGUUUGAUUCCCUCGUCCGCCACUCACUUCCUGAGCUUUAUCCCUCUUCCUAUCUACAUGUCUAACCUGGAUCUGUCAAUAAAACUUGAGUCAGGUUUUAGAAAAAAUGAAGAAAAAAAGAAUAGCAUUUGAACCUGAAAUGAAGGAAUCAGAAGAUGCUUGAGCUCAGACUAUCAGUAAUACAGCCAUGUAGUAGCUAUAGAAUGCCAUCUACAGUGAGGGGAAAAAACUAUUUGAUCCCCUGCUGAUUUUGUAUGUUUGCCCACUGACAAAGAAAUAAUCAGUCUAUAGUUUUUUUGUUGUUGUUAUUCUCUCACUGUUCAAAUAAACCUACCAUUAAAAUUAUAGACUGAUCAUGUCUUUGUCAGUGGGCAAACGUACAAAAUCAGCAGGGGAUCAAAUACUUUUUUCCCUCACUGUAUAUUGUAGAAGACAUCAGGUUUGACGUAUGCUGAAGCUAAGGGAUGCUAAUUUCUUGGCUGUUCCAAUGGGACACACUGUCAUUGCUCCCUCCUCCCUCGCUGAAAGAGUGAAAAUACCAAGUAGGUCACCCUGUUCUAUCACUCCUGCUGUGCACACCCAGAGGUGAAGAAAACGUCCUCUGCUGUGCCAUAUAAUGGAACAACUGCAGCAGAGUAGGGAUUGUGUCGACCUACAAUAAAUAGUUAACAUGGAUAUCAUGCUUGUCUACUUGCAGGUGCGUGCUGAGAUCACCAGUAAGGAGAAGGAGGAGGAGGAUAUGAUUGAAAAAGUAACAAAGGAAGUCAAGUAUGUAUAUCAGUAUUUCUUCCCCCUCUUUUCUUUUAGCAUAAAACACUUAUUCCUUUUCUGAACGAGCUCGCCAGUGUCCUCAUUCCAGAGACAGUAACCUGUAUUCUUUCCUCCAGGAAAGAGAUUGAACCAGAGGAGAAAAUAGAGUUCAAGACACGUCUAGGUGAGUAAUAGUUGUCUACUGGAAUUUGGGCCCAUGUAGAGGUAAAUCACUCCAGCUGGUUGGUGGUGUUGACAGUCUCUCUGCUCCACCCCCAGGAAGGAACAUCUACCGGAUCAUGUUUAAGGGCCGUCAGUUUGAGAGGAAUGAGCUGUUCCUGCCCGGCCGUAUGGCAUACGUAGUGGACCUGGAGGAUGAGUACGCAGACACCGACAUCCCCACCACACUGAUCCGCAGCAAGGCUGACUGCCCCACCAUGGAGGUCAGACUGCACUGCAGACCACAAUAGCAUGAACUAUGACCUUUGUUAUGACCGUAUCAUAGAAUAUAUAUUACAGUCCAUGGUUUAUGUAGAGGUAUGUGUAACUUCUCUCUUUUCAGGCUCAGACAACUCUCACCACCAACGACAUCGUCAUCAGCAAGCUAACCCAGAUCCUGUCCUACCUGCGACAAGGGACCCGCAACAAGAAGAUGAAGAAGAAGGAAAAAGGAGGUUGGUCUUAAUGACUUUUAUUGGUUCACCACUGGAUACUGAUGCCUGCACCUUUUUUCAUGACAUCUGGUUGCUUAUAUACAGUUCACAAUGAAAUUAUUUCCCGUGGUUUCUUCUUACAGGGGUGAAAAUAGAUGAGAAGAAAGCUCCAGGACCAGAGGCAGACGUAAGGUCAGUGUGGUGGCUCUCAUAAAGGCUGUUUUCAUUUAAUCAUUUUCUGUUUCUUUUGAAGAUCUGUUGUUUUACAUUUACAUUUUAGUCAUUUAGCAGACGCUCUUAUCCAGAGCGACUUACAGUUAGUGCAUACAUUUUUUUAUUUGUUUAUUUAUUUAUUUUUUCUUCCAUACUGGCCCCCCGUGGGAAUCGAACCCACAACCCUGGCGUUGCAAACGCCAUGCUCUACCAACUAAGCUACAUCCCUGCUGGCCAUUCCCUCCCCUACCCUGGACGACGCUGGGCCAAUUGUGCGCCGCCCCAUUGUUCCUAUCGAACUCAAACCAUUCCCUUCUCCAUCCUAACAGUAUCUUUGAUGACAUCGGAGACUACGCCCCAUCUACCUCCAAGGCCAUCCGGGACAAGGAGAAGGAACGCUACCGGGAGAAGGAGCGGGACAGAGAGAGGGAGCGGGACAGAGAGAGGGAGCGGGACAGAGAGAGGGAGGAAGAAAGGACACGCCACAGUUACUUUGAGAAGCCCAGAGCAGAUGACGAUGAGACCAUGGAGAUUGAGACAGGUAAUUCAUCAACCAUAGCAUACAAUUACCAUGCUCUUUUAAAAUGUAUUAUUGAUCCCCAUUCAACCCUAUUACACAUUCUGACCUCUGGCCUGUCUAUCCUCUUCGGACCGUACAGGUCCAGGAUCAGUGAAGGACCAGAUCAAGCUGAUCAAUGACAAGUUUGCAGGAUCAACAACUCCCCAGUGGCCAGGAGAAACAUAUCCUUUUCACUGUUUGGGCCAGAGAGCCACAUUCUCUUGGCUUACAAGGCUGGACUUGACAACAAUGUCUUCAUUCCUAGUAUUUAGACUGGACAGAGGGGAACUAUGUCUUCAUUCCCAGUAUUUAGACUGGAUAGAGGGGAACUAUGUCUUCAUUCCCAGUAUUUAGACUGGACAGAGGGGAACUAUGUCUUCAUUCCCGUAUUUAGACUGGAUAGAGGGGAAUUUAGAGGGGAACUAUGUCUUCAUUCAGAUUUAGACUGGAUAAGGGAACUAUGUCUUCAUCCAUAUUUAGCUGGAUAAGGAACUAUUCUCAUUCCCAGUUUUAAAUGGAUAGGGGGACUAUUGUCCUCAUUCCCAGUAUUAAACUGGAUAAGGGGACUAGUCUUCAUCCAUAUUUAACUGGACGAGGAACUAGUCUCAUCCAGUAUUUAGACUGAUAAGGACUAGUCUCAUUCCCAGAUUUGACUGGACAGAGGAACAGUCUUCAUUCCCAUUUAGCGGGAUGAGGGGAACUAUGCCUUCAUUCCAGUUUUGAUGGAUAGAGGGGCAACAUGUUUUCAUUCCCAGUAUUUAGACUGGAUAGGGAACUAUGUCUUCAUUCCCAGUAUUUAGACUGGAUAGAGGGAACUAUGUCUUCAUUCCCAGUAUUUAGACUGGACAGAGGGGAACUAUGUCUUCAUUCCCAGUAUUUAGACUGGAUAGAGGGGAACUAUGUCUUCAUUCCCAGUAUUUAGACUGGAUAGAGGGGAACUAUGUCUUCAUUCCCAGUAUUUAGACUGGAUAGAGGGGAACUAUGUCUUCAUUCCCAGUAUUUAGACUGGAUAGAUGUAUUAUACAUCCUGUGAGACAUCUGGCUCCUUCUGUCUGUGGUAACACCAGUCCAGUUGUGUGUGCUGGUGGUGGAUGUGUUGUGGCCUGGUUGGUCCGCUGGUCUCCUUAACUGCGAGCUACUGCUGGGUCGCGUGGCCGUAAAGAGGAGAAGCUCGGGGACUUCUUUGGCAUGUCCAACAGCUAUGCUGAGUGCUACCCAGCCACGUGAGUCCCCUGAUUCAUCCAUGUCACAUCACUGUACUGAAGCAGGGUGGACACUGGGCUUUAUACCAGGUCAUUUGAUGUAGUGGGUGUACCUGUAUGAUUUGGGUGUUCUCUCUCUGUUCUCAGUAUGGACGACCUGGCUGUGGACAGUGAUGAAGAGGUGGACUACACCAAGAUGGACCAGGUUGGUGCUUCAUCUUUGAAACCGUAGUCCCCUCCUAGAUAGACCUUUGGGUUCAUUGUCAGCCAUCAUGUGUUUCUAGUCAUGUGACAGUGGGUUGUGUGAUAUGUUGCGGUGUGGUUGACAUGCUUUUGACCUCUGUUUUGGCUGUCUGUCCUCUAUAGGGUAACAAGAAGGGUCCUCUGGGUCGCUGGGACUUUGACACUCAGGAUGAAUACAGUGAAUACAUGAACAACAAGGAGGCUCUGCCAAAGUAUGUCAUCUUAAAGCUUGUCUCAACAAUGAACCUGGAAUCCUUUGUUUCAUGCGUUCAUUACAGCACACAGUGAUAGAAACAUCAUUGGAUUCCUUGCCAUUUCUAUGAAAUGUUUUUAAUCAGGCCAAGUCAUUUAAUAUUCAUUGCAGACAAACUGUGUUCGUCCCCUCAGGGCUGCUUUCCAGUAUGGCAUCAAGAUGUCUGAGGGGAGGAAGACUCGCCGCUUCAAGGAGACCAAUGAGAAGGCAGAGCUGGACAGGCAGUGGAAGAAGAUCAGUGCUGUAAGUGGGCGGUUUAAUGGCUCCCUUAACAGGGUUGUGAGUGGGCGGUUUAAUGGCUCUGUUAGCAGGGUUGUGAGUGGGCAGUUAAAUGGCUCUGUUAGCAGGGUUGUGAGUGGGCGGUUUAAUGGCUCUGUUAGCAGGGUUGUGAGUGGGCGGUUUAAUGGCUCCGUUAGCAUGGUUGUGAGUGGGCGGUUUAUGGCUCUGUUAGCAGGGUUGUGAGUGGGGGCGGUUUAAUGGCUCUGUUAGCAGGGUUGUGAGUGGGCAGUUAAAUGGCUCUGUUAGCAGGGUUGUGAGUGGGCGGUUUAAUGGCUCUGUUAGCAGGGUUGAUUGGCGGUUUAAAUGGCUCUUGAGGUUGUGAAGGUUGGGCGGUUUUAAUGGCUCUGUUAGCAGGGUUGUGAGUGGGCGGUUUAAUGGCUCUGUUAGCAGGGUUGUGAGUGGGCGGUUUAAUGGCUCUGUUAGCAGGGUUGUGAGUGGGCGGUUUAAUGGCUCUGUUAGCAGGGUUGUGAGUGGGCGGUUUAAUGGCUCCGUUAGCAGGGUUGUGAGUGGGCGGUUUAAUGGCUCUGUUAGCAGGGUUGUGAGUGGGCGGUUUAAUGGCUCCGUUAGCAGGGUUGUGAGUGGGCGGUUUAAUGGCUCUGUUAGCAGGGUUAUGACCGUGUUAUCAGAGUGUACUGAGAUAUAAACCAGGAAAGGUUGUCUUAUUAAUGAUGUGCUUUUUCCCUCACAGAUCAUCGAGAAGAGGAAGAAGGCUGAGGCAGAUGGGUGAGUACAUUUCCUUCAGUCUGGUUUUCAUCUUACAUCCUACAGUUAGUGUACAUGACUGAGCGCAGACAGAGUAGGAUGGUAGUGGGAGAGGACUGAGAGCAGACAGACAGUAGGAUGGUAGUGGGAGAGGACUGAGCGCAGACAGUAGUAGGAUGGUAGUGGAGAGGACUGAGCGCAGACAGACAGUAGGAUGGUAGUGGGAGAGGACUGAGGCAGACAGACAGUAGGAUGGUAGUGGGAGAGGACUGAGAGCAGACAGACAGUAGGAUGGUAGUGGGAGAGGACUGAGAGCAGACAGACAGUAGGAUGGUAGUGGGAGAGGACUGAGCGCAGACAGACAGUAGGAUGGUAGUGGGAGAGGACUGAGAGCAGACAGACAGUAGGAUGGUAGUGGGAGAGGACUGAGAGCAGACAGACAGUAGGAUGGUAGUGGGAGAGGACUGAGAGCAGACAGACAGUAGGAUGGUAGUGGGAGAGGACUGAGCGCAGACAGACAGUAGGAUGGUAGUGGGAGAGGACUGAGAGCAGACAGACAGUAGGAUGGUAGUGGGAGAGGACUGAGAGCAGACAGACAGUAGGAUGGUAGUGGGAGAGGACUGAGAGCAGACAGACAGUAGGAUGGUAGUGGGAGAGGACUGAGAGCAGACAGACAGUAGGAUGGUAGUGGGAGAGGACUGAGAGCAGACAGACAGUAGAUGGUAGUGGAAGACUGAGCAACAGACAUGGUAUGGGAGAGGACCCGAAGCAACAGACAUAGGAUGUAGUGGGAGGAUGGAGCAACACAUAGAUGGUAGGGGAGACUGAGGCAACAAAUGUAUGGAGGACUGAGCCAGACGACAGUAGAUGGUAUGGUAGAGGCUGACAACAGACAGUAAUGUAAUGGAGAGACUGAGACAGACAGACGUAAGGAUGGUAGUGGGAGAGGACUGAGAGCAGACAGACAGAUAGAUGGUAGUGGGAGAGGACUGAUGAGCAGACAGACAGUAGGGUGGUAGUGGGAGAGGACUGAGAGCAGACAGACAGUAGAUGGUAGUGGGAGAGGACUGGAGCGCAGACAGAAGUAGGAUGGUAGUGGGAGAGGACUGAGAGCAGACAGACAGUAGGAUGGUAGUGGGAGAGGACUGAGAGCAGACAGGAUAUGAUGGGAAGAUGGCGGUGGUAUCUGACAGACUGUCAGAGCUGCUCACUGUGCUGUACAGUGGUGAUCUACAUUCUGCUCACACUCAGAAAGGAGGAAAACAUCUCAAGUACAACUGCCUCAUCUCCCCACUCCAGAAAUACUGCAUCAUGCAAGAUGCUGCCUGAAAUAUUCUCAAACAUAAAUGGCAGAUUGUCAAUUAUGAUGGUAAAUGUAUGUUAAAUUCACACUGCUCUAUAUUCAUUUUAUUCCUUUUUAUUUCAGGGAGAAGCCAAAGAGGCCAAAGUAUUAAUGUUGUCCCCUCAUGCAUAUUUUGGAACAUGUUGAAAAUCUUGCAAUAUAUUGUAUGCUAAAAAUCCUGUUUGUAUUUUGUGGAAUACUAGAUUGUGUAUUGUUAUGAUUACUUUGUAUCUUUCGUCUUGGAAAUGUAACCAUGAAUGAGAAUUGGAGCACAAUGUUAUGCAGCUUUUACACAAACUGUAUCUCUAUUCGGUAA